GAGAGAGAGAGAGAGAGAGAGAAGUCAAAACUAAAGAAAAAGGUAGAGAGAAGUGAUUGGAACAAUCCCCACAGCACGUAAUGCAAUUACGCAACACAAUCUUUCAGCUCCGAAUAUAAAAUCUCCAACUGCAGUCGAAUUCGUUUAACGGGCAAAUAUAAUUCUUCAAACUGCAAUCUCUCAUUCACCGACAGAAUCCAAAUACUGUAAUUAAUGAAAAAUAGUUGAAAUUGAGCUCGGCUCCGAAUGGCCGAUCCUGCGGUAACCAGCAUCUCGCCGGAAGAGGAUGAUCAGAAAUCGAAAAACGAUGAAAUAAUUGGGAAAGGAGAUACAGAUUCAGAUCCAGAGUUCUUCAGUUGUUUGCUUCAGCCUUCGCCUUCAGAUUCCGAUCCCAAUUACAUCGGAAUCCGCCGCAUCCUCCUGUACCGCAAGGCGCAGGCCGGCGUUCUCCGCCGCAAGGAAUGGAGAUGUAAUGGAAAAGGUUACGUUUCAUACCGCAAUUACAUCAACAGGCCUAGGAAUUGGGAGAGUGCACAGACACCAAGCCGAUCAAGCACUCCUGGACACAGUGGACGAUGGGCACCAUCUACAAGUCCACUCUCCCCUCCAUUCUUUGAGGCAGACAGCUGGAGUACUAACAGAGAUAUAAAAAGUUUUAGCCGAACACUGAGCCACAGCACAAGUUUCAGUUCUAAUGCCAGUGAUAUCGAGUACCCACGUAAAAAGAGUGAACCUGCAUAUUCCUUUGUAGGGAUGCACUGCAUUUUAGACCAAUGCAAGGCUAUGGUUACGGUUAUAAAGUUUGGCCACAUGAGUUCGGAUCUACUUGCUUAUGGAGCAACAGAUGGAAGCUUGACCGUGUGCACUGUCUCUACUCCACCAUCGAUUCCGAAGGUGUUUACAGGGCACACAAAAGACGUCACAGAUUUCGACUUCUCAACAAACAAUCAGUACAUUGCAUCUGCCUCAGUUGAUAAGACGGUACGAGUAUGGGAUAUCUCCAAAGGCGUUUGCAUGAGGGUGAUUUAUGGAGUCUCUUCACAACUUUGUAUUCGUUUUCAUCCUGUUAACAACAAUUUUCUUUCAGUAGGAAAUGCAAAUAAAGAGAUAAUGGUGUUCAAUUUCAGUACUGGAAGAACAAUAAACAAGUCAACAUUUGACAGUGAGGUAACUGCCAUGGACCUUGACCACACCGGUCAACUUAUUUUCUGUGGUGAUGCUCAGGGAUGUAUAUACACAGUUACUAUGAACUCACAUACUGGUGCUUUAUCUCGUACUCACCGACAUCGAAGCAAAGCUAAGCACAAAUCUCCAGUCACUACUGUACAGUACAGAACCUUCUCUCUGCUGGCACGGGGUCCAGUACUGCUCACCUUUUGUCGAGAUGGAAGUUUGUCUUUCUUCAGCGUCUCUUUGGAGGUACAAGGUUAUUUGACAGUUCGUUGCGCACUGAAAUUGGCGCCACGUUUGCAUAGCAUCCGUGCAUCAUUUUGCCCUUUGCUUUCCCUUGAGAAAGGAGAAUACAUAGUUGCUGGGAGCGAGGAUGCAAAUGUCUAUUUCUACGAUUUAACACGGCCGAGGCAUACAUGUGUGAACAAGCUGCAGGGUCACAGCUACCCAGUUAUAGGCAUUGCUUGGAACCAUGGAGAGAACUUUUUGGCUUCUUCCGAUUUUGGUGGUACUGUCAUUGUAUGGAAGAGAGCAAAGUCAAAUUAAAAGCAGUUAUUCGAUGACUUAACCGUGUAAAUGGAUUCUGGAGUACCGAAAUUUAUUUUCUGUUACUGAAAAAUGAAGUCUAACUGCAGAAGAUGAAGCCUCUUAACUAGUCAUGUCACUGUAUACUAAAAGUCUCAAACUCCAAGGAAAACAAAGUGUACUUAGGAAGACAAUUUGUGUAGACAUUCGUACUUGAUCCAAAAUAAGUAUAGAAAUAUUGAAUAUAGAUUUAUUUGUUUGUUUUAUGUUACACUCGGUGAAUUCAUCGGGCAAGAUUACACGUGUAUGUAACAUCCCACUAUGCACACAUCCUAAUGUGUAUGCCACUGCCAA
Messenger RNA from Erythranthe guttata (spotted monkey flower), 2049 nucleotides. RefSeq names its product Transducin/WD40 repeat-like superfamily protein. Gene Ontology annotation, molecular function: protein binding; promoter-specific chromatin binding. Gene Ontology annotation, cellular component: nucleus. Lineage: Eukaryota; Viridiplantae; Streptophyta; Magnoliopsida; Lamiales; Phrymaceae. The record is from RefSeq and is a predicted model, not a curated record.